AUGCUAAAGAUGUUUCAUUUAAUUUUUUAAAAUGUAUCAGACUAGGAUGAAUAUUUAUAAGGUCGUGAAUUAAUGAUCAAAUUAGAACUGUUAUAAUAUUCGAAUAAUAUAAAUUUAGAGAAAUAAUUGAAUUUUGGGAUUAAGGAAUUUAAAAUAAUAAAGAGUUUAAAAUAUAUUACAUUUAGAAAGGUAAUUUUCUACAUCAUCUAUAUUCAAAGCUAACUCUAUUAAAAGUUUUUAAUAAAAAUGAUUGCUCAUUCUAUUUAGAAAAAAGUAAAUUUCAUUUCAGAUAUCUUAGUGUAAGCUUUAGAAAAAUUCGAAGAAUUUUAAGAAAUAUUGGCAUCAUUAAGAUCAAUUGCUAUAUGCAGAAAAAAGGUAAUCUUUAGAUGCAUAUGAUUAGGCGAAUCUUAUAAUAUUAAAAGAAGAAAAUAACUAUAGAAAAAGGGAAAAGAUCAAGAAAUAAUAGAUAAUUAUGA
This is a messenger RNA of Paramecium pentaurelia, 476 nucleotides long. NCBI's taxonomy places the organism in Eukaryota, Ciliophora, Oligohymenophorea, Peniculida, Parameciidae. The record is from the annotation of a GenBank genome assembly.